This is a messenger RNA of Phyllostomus discolor (pale spear-nosed bat), 1131 nucleotides long. RefSeq lists its product as uncharacterized. The record is from RefSeq and is a predicted model, not a curated record. Gene Ontology annotation, molecular function: microtubule binding. Gene Ontology annotation, biological process: regulation of cytoskeleton organization. Gene Ontology annotation, cellular component: axoneme. NCBI's taxonomy places the organism in Eukaryota, Metazoa, Chordata, Mammalia, Chiroptera, Phyllostomidae.
AUGGCCUUCCCCAGCGUGCGGAGGAGGCUCCUGCACCCGCUCCCCGCCGCUCCGGGGCUCUCCAGGCGGAAGCCCGAGUGCCCCGCCGCGGGGACACGUCGGGGGGACCCCAGCCCCAGGCGGAACUCAAUCAGCACCCGCAAAACGCCUGCCCUUCCGGCGUCCCGACCCCCGUCUCCCGGCAACGGCUCGGCAACCCGCCCCUUCCGGCGCCGUCUCCUGGCAACGGCCCGACAACAAUCAGCCGUGAGCCCAGCUGGGCGCCUGGGCCUCCGCGCCCUCUGCGCCUGGCUGGACCGGCUCCCGCUCAGCCGUCCCAAGCGCCACCUGGCCCGGGACUUCAGCGACGGCGGUGAGGGCAGCGCAGCCCCGAGGCGAAGAGGGACGUGGCCGGCCAGACGCUGUGGCAGUGUCUCACGAAGGGUCCCAGCUCCCCGGGCUCCGGGCACAGAGCUGAAAACCGCAGAGCAGGUGCUGCUGCUGGGGGUCGUGAAGCAUGUCCGCCCCCAGCUGGUGGACCUGCCCAGCCGUGUGCCCACCUGCAACACGGACCAGAAGCUGGGCAGCUGGAGAAUUCUCAACGGGCAGGCUCUCCGAAGUCACAAGCUGGGUUUCUGUGUCUCACAGGCUGACGGCCGAGAGGUGGUGGCCAGCAUGCCCCCGGCCAUUGAGCCCAUGCUGUGUGUGCUGAGGGAAAAGGGGGUGGCCAGCGCUGUCCGCGAGGACCCUCCCAGUGCAGCCACACAUGAGUGGCUGCUGGCCAGGCUCCCUUCUGAGGCAGAGCCCAGCACGGGUUCUGCGGUCUCGAAGGCCUGCUGCCGCCCCCCGGCGCCCUCCAGGGUGAAGACCCCCUGGACUGCCAGGCUGCCGGCUGGGCGUUUGCCUUCCCGUCGAGCCCCAGCUGCGGGCCCUGGGGUGCAGCAGCUGCUGGAGGGGAAGCAGCAGGCACUGGCCAUUCUGCAGGAGACGGUCAAGGUGCUGUGUCCAGGGUGCCCCUCCAUGUCCCUGCCCCGACCUUGGGAGGGAGAGUGGCCGGCUGUAGGCGGUACAGGGAGGCACGGCCUUCCCUUCUCCACAGCGUGGACCCAGUGUGGGGGGCAUGGCGUUGGGUGGGACACGCAGAGCCCCUGA